Messenger RNA from Macrosiphum euphorbiae (potato aphid), 222 nucleotides. The record is from the annotation of a GenBank genome assembly. NCBI's taxonomy places the organism in Eukaryota, Metazoa, Arthropoda, Insecta, Hemiptera, Aphididae.
AUGUCACCAGAAUCUCCAGCCAGGUGUGCUUUAUGCCAUGGUGGUCAUCCAGCUAAUUACAAAUGCUGUCCCGUUUAUAAAAAACUUAAUUACAGACCACCUCGUCUUGAACAUUUCAUAAUAUCUACUACUAAAUCUCAUACAAACUUUCCUAAAUCCGCCUUAAAUUCAAAUACUAAUAGACCAUCAUAUGAGAUAACAUUUUGUUGUGAUCCAUUUUGA